Messenger RNA from Drosophila busckii, 1523 nucleotides. It is a transcript of the gene Rpn13, whose product is annotated as proteasomal ubiquitin receptor ADRM1 homolog. Gene Ontology annotation, molecular function: endopeptidase activator activity; proteasome binding; ubiquitin binding. The transcript is spliced from 3 exons. The record is from RefSeq and is a predicted model, not a curated record. Gene Ontology annotation, cellular component: cytoplasm; nucleus; proteasome regulatory particle, lid subcomplex. Gene Ontology annotation, biological process: ubiquitin-dependent protein catabolic process. NCBI's taxonomy places the organism in Eukaryota, Metazoa, Arthropoda, Insecta, Diptera, Drosophilidae. The coding region runs from base 133 to 1401 and encodes 422 amino acids.
CUCCCGUCACUAAAAUAAAUGUCGAAGAAUUUUGCUCGUCAUCCAAUUGAAAAGCCAGCGUUUUAUUAAGGAUUCUCCCAAAUUGUUUAUAUUUUUCGCAUUAUAUAUCCACUCUCACGAAGCGCACGUAUCAUGUUUGGUAGACAAAGUGGACUUGGCAGCUCGAACAGCUCCAAUUUAGUCGAGUUCCGUGCAGGACGCAUGAACAUGGUAGGCAAAAUGGUGCACCCCGACACUCGUAAGGGCCUUGUAUACAUGACGCAAAGCGAUGAUGGACUUAUGCACUUCUGCUGGAAGGACAGAACCAGCGGCAAAGUAGAGGACGAUCUAAUAGUUUUUCCAGAUGACUUUGAGUACAAGCGAGUCGAUCAGUGCAAGAGUGGACGUGUAUAUGUCCUCAAGUUCAAGUCGAGCUCACGUCGCAUGUUCUUCUGGAUGCAGGAGCCCAAGACAGACAAGGAUGACGAGCACUGCCGUCGCAUUAACGAGCUGCUGAACAAUCCGCCCUCAGCUCACCAGCGCGGAGGUGGAGGCAGCGGCAGCGAAGGCACCGAUUUGCAAUACAUGCUAAACAAUAUGUCCCAACAGCAGCUGAUGCAGCUAUUCGGCGGAGUCGGACAAAUGGGUGGGCUAAGCUCUUUGCUGGGACAGAUGAACUCCCGCACUCCGUCCUCUCGUAACACCGCCGCAUCGAGCGGAGGUGGCUCAUCUGCUUUGCAAACCCCGGAAAAUGUGAGCGUGGCACGCACACCGUCCGCACCAACUAAGGCCACCAAGGGCAGCAGCCGCAGCAAUCUGCAGAGCGAGGCCGCUGGCGGCACCAGUUCAAGUGGAGAUGUUGAUGCUUCCGGUAAGAAAUUGAGCGAUACGACAACGACACCUACAAGUGGAGCGUAUGCCAAUCCAUUCCAAGCGUAUUUAUCGAAUCUCUCUCCUGAACAUGGCGCAGGUCGUUCACUGAAUAUCGACCUAUCCACGGCACUGUCUGGGGCCGAGGCUAUCAAUCAGCUUAUAGCAGAUCCGGAGCGUGUCAAAUCGCUAAUUGUCCACUUGCCCGAGUCGGAAGAUGCAGAUGAGGAUCGUAAGCAGCAAAUUAAGGAUCAUAUCAGCUCGCCGCAGUUCCAGCAGGCGCUUGCCCAGUUUUCCAAUGCUCUUCAAUCCGCCCAGCUUGGACCAGUGGUCAAACAGUUCGAGCUUUCUGUGGAUGCCGUUACAGCCGCUUACUCUGGCAAUCUGGAGGAUUUCGUGCGUGCCUUGGAGAAGAGUUUGCCAGCUGGCGCCAGCAUGAACACAGAUGAGGGAAACAGCAGCAGCAAGGAGGCCGACAAGAAGGCUGACGCAGACGCGGGCAAGGAAGAGACAGCCGCAUCCGCUGAUAAGCAAGAAGAGAAACAAAAAUAGCGCGUUUAAGCAUAUAAUGCACUAAAUCCCUUAAUAAGCGAUAAGCAAGUGUUUUAAACUUAUUAAUUUUUUGCAUAUUAUGAGAGUAUUCGAUUCUUUAAUAAAUUGGCAAUGCUAAAUCA